Messenger RNA from Pneumocystis jirovecii RU7, 912 nucleotides. RefSeq lists its product as uncharacterized. Gene Ontology annotation, cellular component: nucleus. Bases 1 to 912 code for a protein of 303 amino acids. Lineage: Eukaryota; Fungi; Ascomycota; Pneumocystomycetes; Pneumocystales; Pneumocystaceae. Gene Ontology annotation, molecular function: DNA-(apurinic or apyrimidinic site) endonuclease activity; oxidized pyrimidine nucleobase lesion DNA N-glycosylase activity. The record is from RefSeq and is a predicted model, not a curated record. Gene Ontology annotation, biological process: base-excision repair, AP site formation; nucleotide-excision repair; base-excision repair. The transcript has 5 exons.
AUGAAAAGAAUUAAUAAGCAACCACAGUUCAAGGUAUUAAAAAAAAUUAAAAAAGAGUCUUUAUCACCUUUACAACAUAAUUAUGAUUAUGAAAAUAAAAAUGAAAAAUCACCUAAACAUUGGGAAACAGUAUAUCAUGAAAUCAAAAAAAUGAGGAAAACUAUUGCAGCAAAUGCUCCUGUGGAUACAAUGGGAUGUGAUGUUGCAGCGGACAAAGAUACUAGUCGUCUACAAACACUUAUAAGUCUCAUGCUUUCAAGUCAAACAAAAGAUACGGCGAAUGCAAUUGCAAUGAGGACCUUAAAACAAAAACUUCCUGGUGGAUUAACAUUAAAAAGCCUGAUAGAUGUUGAUGAGGAAGUACUUAAUGAGUUCAUUAGGCCUGUUGGAUUUCAUAAUAGGAAAGCAAAAUAUAUUAAAGAAACAGUUAAAAUUCUUGAGAGGGAUUAUAACGGUGAUAUUCCAUCGACUAUUAAGGAUCUUGUUGCUCUUCCAGGAGUAGGCAAGAAUUGUUUUAAAAUGGCACAUCUUUGUCUUUCUUGUGCAUGGAACAGAACUGAAGGAAUUGGUGUAGAUGUUCAUGUGCAUAGAAUUUCAAAUCUUCUUGGUUGGGUAAAUACAAAAACUCCUGAGCAAACACGAUUAAAACUUGAAUCAUGGUUACCAAGGAAAUAUUGGAAAGAAAUUAAUCAUUUAUUUGUCGGUUUUGGACAAACUAUAUGUUUACCACGUAAAAGAAAAUGUUCAGAAUGUACUCUUAGUUUUCUAAAUUUAUGUCCGAGUUCUAUAAAAAAAGAUGAUACAUUAUUUAAUAAUUUAAAUGAAAAUGAAAAUAAGCAUGAUAUGUUAAAUCAAAUAAAGGAAGCAAUGGAAAAAGAAAAUAAAGUUAUAGAUGUAGAAGAUUUGGCUUAA